AUGCUGGCGGCCGUGAACAAGCAGCGCGCCACGGGCGGCCUCAAGCCCCUGUGCCUCAACAAGAAGCUGCACGCCGCCGCGCAGCGCCACUCGGACGACAUGGCCGCCAAGGACUUCAUGGCCCACGACGGCUCGGACGGCUCGACCAUGUCGGAGCGCAUCACGCAGGCCGGCUACGACUGGGAGAGUGUGGCCGAGAACGUGGCCGCCGGCCAGAUCGACGUGGCCGACGUGAUGGUGGCGUGGAUCAACUCGCCGGAGCACCUGGAGAACAUCAUGGGCGACUACACGAUGUUCGGCUCUGCGUACGCGUUCAACAAGGACGGCACGUACCAGCACUACUGGACGCAGGACUUCGGCUCGGGCGACGCGGAGGAGUGCGACAGCGCCACACCGACGAAGCAGGAGACGGUUGUGACGCCCGCGCCGACGACGGUGGCCCCGGCCACGGAGGCCCCGACGACGCCUGAGCAGCAGGAGAUCCCGUCCACGCCGGCCCCGACCACCGGCGAGGAGGUGCAGGGUGAGGCGGAGACGACGCUGGAGGACGCGACCCAGAACGUGGAGCAGGUGGAGUCGCCUGUGACGCCCGCGCCGACGACUGUGGCCCCGGCCGCGGACUGCCAGUCCAACUUCUAA
Messenger RNA from Phytophthora sojae, 639 nucleotides. RefSeq lists its product as hypothetical. The coding region runs from base 1 to 639 and encodes 212 amino acids. The record is from RefSeq and is a predicted model, not a curated record. The transcript has a single exon. Lineage: Eukaryota; Oomycota; Peronosporomycetes; Peronosporales; Peronosporaceae.